AUGCCGCGGAAAGCGAAGCUUUUCAAUUUUACAUGGGUGGAUGAAAUCAAACGUGGAGUAUAUCGUUCGCGUUUCACUUGUGCGGACAUAACGAAGAAGUACUCCAAAGAGGAACUGGCUGAAAAAACCAACACGUUCGCACCCACUCCGUAUGUUCUCGAGCUCAAAUGCCUCCUCAAUGGGUGGCACUCCCACUCCGGAGACGUCAGGUGUGCAUGUCUCUUCUUAGGCACCGAUUCGGGAGACAGUAACGGUCAACCAGUGUUCAUGCGCAUGCCUCCCGAAUACCUGCCUCAUUUUUAUGCUUUGUUGGAUACCCAAGACUCCGAGACGAAAGCAUUGUACAUGUCGGUAGAUCCGUUGAAAGAAGUAGUUCUGGAACUUGUGGGAAACCUGUACGGCAGGCGGCCUGCUGGGAGUAACUACCGAAAAGAGUGUGAAGAAGUUGUCACGCAUGGUUUGGUCAGCAAGGGGUAUCAGUUCAUUCGUGGCACCCGUGACCCGACAGUAUACACCUGUUGCAAAAUUGACGCAAUGCUGUUGCACCACGUUGACGACACUUGUUUAUGGGCGUCAGACAAAGACUUAGAGUUCCUACAGUCAGACGAAGGUUUAGGCAAAUACCUCGACAUGAAGAACGGUGUCAUCGAGACACCAGGCACCAAAGUCAACGUUCUAGGUGAGCGGACGCAGCGCACGGAGAGCAACACGGUCACUUGUCGUAAUGCCGAAAGCAAAGCCUCCGGCGUUCUGACUGUUGGGGUGGUUGCCUUGACUCUCGCGGUUCCACUGAUUGCGGGCACUCCCGCAUCAUCUUCCGGUGAAGCGGAGACCCGUGCAUUGAGUCGAGGGGCGCGCAACGUCAUGUUCAUCAAACAGUUGGCCGCGGAGGAUUUCCGCUUGAGACUAGGUCAACCUCGGUUGUGGACAGAUGCAACCACGGCACUGCAAACCGCCAAGCGUCUAGGUGCCGGGAGCAAAAUGCGUCAUAUCGAGUUUGCCGCAUUGUAUGUCCAAGAAGUGGUCCAUCAAAAGUUAGUCAAGGUGGGAAAUGUUUUCGGUGAGUUGAAUCCGGCCAAUUGCCUCACGAAGCAUAUGAGCACUGUCCUGAAAGAGCGAUGCGUAUCUGAUCUAGGCAUGGCGGACAUGAGCAACUCCGAUCCGUGCACCGUGUUGCGAGAUGCGGCUGAGAUACAGCUUGUAGCAUUUGUAGCUUCGCUUGUGUCCGAGCGUACUCACAGACAGAGGCUGACACCGUGGAAACCAAAUCUUGUUGUUAUCGUUGAUGCAAUACAGAUUUGUGCGGCUCAUUUGUGCCGUCAGCGUCCCAUCGCCUAA
Molecule: messenger RNA, 1338 nt
Organism: Symbiodinium sp. CCMP2592
Lineage: Eukaryota; Dinophyceae; Suessiales; Symbiodiniaceae
Source: the annotation of a GenBank genome assembly